CAACAUAUGUACAUGCACACACUCACACCAAUCUCAUUGGAGAUUCGGUAUACAAUAUACAAUUCCGUGCAAUACAUAAUCGCGCAGAAUGGCACGCGGAUAGUCGAGUAUUUUUUACAUUUGUUUAUUUUUUUCACGGACGCGCUCGCUCUCGGGGGACACAGCGAUGGCGUCAACUUAUAUCAAGGACGAGACUGGCACAUUUAUCCCAGCAAGUCAACGACCUGAUGGUACAUGGCGUAAGCAACGGCGCGUGAAGGAUGGAUAUAUUCCUCAGGAGGAAGUUCCAUUAUAUGAAAGCAAAGGGAAGCAAUUGGUGAAGAAGCCUUUAUAUCCAGUGGGUGCUAGCCCAGAAUUUAUAGCUGAACAUAAAGCCAAGUUAGAGGCCCUAGCAGGAAAGAAUAAAAUAAUACCUGGUACGCAAGCAAAAACGCAAGAAGGAUCCAAAAAGAAGAAAAAGAAAAACAAGUCUAAAGCAAUCGAACCUGUGAUUGAAGGAUUAUCUAAAAUAUCGAUCUCAGAGCCCGAAUUUCAUAAAGAAGUCUCAACUCAUAAUAAUGAUAAGCCAUUAUCCGCUGCAAAACAAACUACAACAAACAACAUAGUUAAAGACAAUUCAAACAUUACACAGAAAACGACAAUGGAUCCACAAAAGAGAUUAAAGAAUUUGCGCAAAAAGAUUAGAGAAAUUGAAGUGUUAGAAGAAAAAAUCAAAACUGGUGCUUUGAAAAAUCCUGAUAAGGAGAUACUUGAAAAAGUGGCACGAAAAACAGAGAUUUCCAAAGAAAUAAAAAGAUUAGAAACUGCUUCAUAAAGCAGCAUAUCUAAUUAGAAGUUUGACACAGAUUUAUUAGUGCCAUCCAAUCCUAAAACUUUGUCAACAACAAGUGUGUAAUUCUACAACAAAUGUGUAAUUACUUGAUGAAACAAGUAAAGACUCGUUUAUUCUUUCUGACGAUCGGCAAUUUUACAUAUGGCAACUGUAUCUUGUAUUCAUUAUUCUUGUUUGAUCAGUGCAUAGAUCGAUAAUAUUGAUAAAUAUAUUUAUAAUGGAAUGGUAUAAUUAUACCAAAAAUUUUAAUACUCAAUCAUGUAAACAUACUUAUACACACAUAUUCAUAUAUAUAAUAUUUCAUCACUAACAAAAAAUUGCUUAUAAUUGGCCGCUUUCUGUUCAACAAACUUAUUUAACUUAUAUAAGACAGAAAUUGUGUCAUAAAGCUUUGCAGCAGUUUGAAAAUAAAAAGGACAAUAGCGAAUGUGAUGAGAAUAAGAGCAAAUAAAAAUUUUUGGCAUUAAAGUUUUAGUGCUAUUAAAUAAUGCUCCCGAGUUGCAGUUUUAAAAUAAAAGGAGAAUUCUUUAAUAAAAUGAAAAAUAUUUUCAUUAGUGAGGAAAUACUAUGUAUGUACAUAUAAAAAAAAACAUAAGGUGUGAAAGUUUUAAUAAAUACAAACGGAGUUUUCGUUAAA
Molecule: messenger RNA, 1469 nt
Organism: Cataglyphis hispanica
Lineage: Eukaryota; Metazoa; Arthropoda; Insecta; Hymenoptera; Formicidae
Gene: Pym
Product: partner of Y14 and mago
Exons: 3
Coding region: 167-814 (215 amino acids)
Biological process (GO): exon-exon junction complex disassembly
Cellular component (GO): exon-exon junction complex; cytoplasm
Molecular function (GO): RNA binding
Source: RefSeq, a predicted model, not a curated record